Pomacea canaliculata is the source of this 8897-nucleotide messenger RNA. Its product is annotated as tyrosine-protein phosphatase non-receptor type 11-like. The coding region runs from base 225 to 2009 and encodes 594 amino acids. Gene Ontology annotation, biological process: protein dephosphorylation. Gene Ontology annotation, molecular function: protein tyrosine phosphatase activity. Lineage: Eukaryota; Metazoa; Mollusca; Gastropoda; Architaenioglossa; Ampullariidae. The record is from RefSeq and is a predicted model, not a curated record. The transcript is spliced from 15 exons.
UUCCCAACGUGGUCGGCGGUUGCGGCUUUUCCGCAAUUACCACACAGUGUGCGCUGCUGGUACCGUUACUUUGUUCAGAAGCCACUGUGCUCACCCUACGGUCACAGCGCCUCUGCUUCCCAGCAGUGGUGUGUCAGUGACGGGCUGAAACAUUACUGGGGCCAGGAGGUCUUUCUCUUAUUUUUUUUAAAAAAAAGUCUUGAGUCUGGCUUGACUAUCGGACCAUGAAAAGUUACUCCUGGUGGUUCCACCCCAACAUCAAUGGGGUGGAUGCAGAGAGACUUCUGAUGGAGAGGGGAACAGAUGGAAGUUUUCUAGCUCGUCCCAGCACAAGCACUGAAGGGGACUUCACUCUCUCUGUCAGACGAAAUGGAGAAGUAACUCACAUCAAAAUUCAGAACACAGGUGACUUUUAUGACCUGUAUGGGGGUGAGAAGUUUGCAACCCUGGCUGAACUAGUACAGCAUUACAUGGAAAACAAAGAUCAACUAAAGGAAAAGAGUGGGGACAUCAUUAUGCUUAAGUACCCACUUACAACAGCUGACCCUACCCCUGAACGAUGGUUUCACGGGCACAUUUCUGGUAAAGAAGCAGAAAAAUGCCUGAUGGAGAAAGGAAAGAACUCUAGCUACCUGGUAAGGGAGAGUCAGAGUAAACCAGGGGAUUAUGUUUUGUCUGUGCGCACAGAGGAUAAAGUCACACAUGUAAUGAUUCGCUGUCAGGAUGGCAAAUAUGAUGUAGGAGGAGGAGAAAAAUUCAAUUCUCUCACAGACUUAGUGGAGCACUACAAGAAGAACCCUAUGGUGGAAGUUUCAGGAACAGUUGUCUACCUGAAGCAUCCGUUUAAUGCCACCCGUAUUACAGCAUCAGGUAUCAGUGACAGGAUCAAACAACUACAGGCAGAAAAAGACACCCAAGUCAGCGCAAACAAUUCAAACUCCAAAGGUGGUUUCUGGGACGAAUUUGAGCAACUACAACAGCAAGAAGAGAGGCACUUGUACAGCCGCAAAGAAGGACAGCGACCAGAGAACAAAUCAAAGAACCGCUACAAGAAUAUUUUGCCCUUUGACCACACAAGAGUACUGCUACAUGACGCAGAACAGGGUAUCGUGGGCUCAGAUUAUGUCAAUGCCAACUACAUUACAUCAGAGGAGGAUAGUCUGGAACCAAAGAAGACUUACAUAGCCACUCAGGGCUGUCUUCCUGGAACAGUAGUAGAUUUCUGGCGAAUGGUCUGGCAAGAAAAUUCUCGGGUGAUUGUUGUCACUACAAAAGAAGUGGAGAGGGGAAAAAACAAAGUUGUUAAAUACUGGCCUGAUGAACACACAGAAAAUAAGGAGAGAGAGUGGCAAGCACAUAAUGCAACAUACAAAGUAAAGUUCCUGAAAGAAACUGUGGAGAUUGACUACAUCUUGAGAGAACUUCUCUUGAUACGAGAACCAAAUGAUGGCAAGCUGGAGGACCCUCGAAAAAUGUAUCAGUUUCAUUUCCAAACGUGGCCAGACUAUGGGGUUCCUGCCGACCCUGGCAGCGUCCUCAACUUCCUUCACAUGGUCAAUGCUCAGCAGGAGGCUAUCACUGGGGCAGGUCCAAUUGUUGUACACUGCAGUGCUGGCAUUGGUCGCACAGGAACAUUCAUUGUCAUUGACAUCCUACUGAAUCAGAUCAAGACACAUGGGUUUGACUGUGACAUAGAUAUCCAGAAGACUAUUCUCAUGGUAAGGUCACAGCGUUCUGGAAUGGUUCAGACAGAGGCCCAGUACAAGUUUGUGUACAUGGCUGUUCAGCGUUACAUUGACACAGAAAAACAGCGGUUAGCAGCAGGACAGCAGAGCCAGAAUGCAGGGAGGGAGUACACCAACAUCAAAUACGCUACUGACAGUGCACGUCAGCGCAAUGCACCCACUUCUGCGCUUCCUCCUGUUUUCAGUCACACCAGGCCUGUCAAGACAGCAGCAGUACCUCCUACUCCGGAAGACCCUGCCAUGGUGUAUCAGAAUUUGUCCUAACCACAGCUUCAACCUCAGUAUUUCACACUGGAACCUGCAGCCUCAACGAUUCGUGUUGAUUGACUGAACACAGUUCAUUAGGACUUCACCACAUUUCAAGUUGCCCAAGAUGCAAUGGUCAUUUUCAGGUGACCUGAGGUUGUAAAACUUUUAUACUGCCUGUGUACCAAAUGCUGAUGUACAUGCAUGCCUGAUUAACUGGGUAUAAUCUGUGCAUGCAUGGAGGAUUUAGACAGACAUCUUCUUGCAUGGUAAAAACAGAUGACUAUAUGUUAAUAGUUUCCUGGAUGGAUGAGCAGAUGUUUUUGUGGUUUUACUUAUUGAAACUUCACAAAAUCACAAUGUGUACUGUAUAAUUUUUUCAUGUUAUUUAAUUGUUUAAUGUUCUAUUAUGUUUUUAUCUUUUAUUUUAUUUUUUUUUUUAAGAAUGAGGACUCCAUUGUUAUAGUUUCGAAGAAGAUUCAUGUCAGAUGUUUGAUUAUUCUCCUACAGAAACUCAAGACACUUGAUCAUGCCACACUUUUGAAUGAAGCUUGUUUACCACAAGAGUGACUGUCAAAAGUAUACCCAGUCAGUCAGGCAUGUUCAGACAUCUGCUUUCAUUACACCUGCAGAGUUGUUUAUUUCUGUUAACAUUUUCAGAGCAAACACAAAAGAUAAUAAACUGAAUCCGUUGAACACUGUGAUGUCUUAGAUGUAGUAACAAAAGUAUUGACACAUAUUUCUGCAGGUAUGUGGAUAAAAUGUUCAAGUGUAUUUGAAUGGUUAGGCAUCCCAGGUGAUCCACUCACUUGUUAUUAUGCACAGUACAAAAUGCAUGCAAAUGCUCAUGUCAUGUAGAUAUGUACAUGCAUGAUUCACAUUCAGAGCCCUGUACAUUGCAUCCCCUGUAAAUAAGAUUCCAGAUUUGUGUGAAUAUCUCUAAACAUAUUGAGGGCACAAUCUCCUCAAUGUGUGAAUCCGUGUCCAGUUAAAAAUGAAUGCAUGGUUUACUUAAGAACUCUUUUUGAGCUGGAUAAGGUGUGUGGGCUGUUAGCACUCAUGCUGUGAUUGCCUAUCUAGAGGAUUAAGCUUCUAUGGCAUGACCAGCACAGUAUGCGUGUGUGUGUGCAUUUGUAUAUUGAUCACAAGUUGGCUUAGCAAAGUGGUUCUAUCUUAUUUUCAAAGAUUUUUCUUUUGAAACAUGGUCUCUCUCUGCAUCUUGAUAAUAACUGUGCUUUGCUCAAGAACCCUAAGGAUGCUGCACCCGCAUGUCAGGUGACCAUCAGGAUCAAAUGAUAGGGAGUGAUUUUGGAGUGUCAUUUCCAGUGUGUUGUUCAUGAUUGUCAGAGAUGCUAUUGAAUGGCACAUGAUCAGUGUGUUUCUUAUGAGGAUUUGGUUUGAAGGAAUGUGUAUGUUGAUUGCAUGCUUCUGUGUGGAAAUUAGAAAGCUGUAUAUGCAUACAAAAUUUGGUCUCAGAUCCAGGUAAAUAAAAGAUGAAAGUUUUAGAAGAUGAUACCAGUAUCAACAUAAGUGUAUUCUGCUCAUAAUUUUGAGCUAUCUUAAGUGUGGUGGUAGGACUGGCAAUCAAAAAAGUUAUUUAUACUAUGAUGAUGAUGAUUAUAUUAUUAUUAAUACAACCACUGAAGAUUUGCUGUAGCACCUAAUAUGCAAGACACUGUAUGUGCUUUAUUACUAAGUGAUGACAGCUUAAGAUAUGAUUGAAAGCAUAAGAAUACUUGAUAAUAUAAUUGGAUGAGACUAACCUGUCUGCUUGAAAGGAUUCAUUUUUGUGUAACCCUUUCUGAAUAUGGGUAUGUGUGAGUUGUAAGAUUGGAGCAUUCCACAGAGGUGGUCCAUGCAAACGAACUUUGUGAUUUGCUUGUUCAAAAUAUUGCCCAGUAAUGGUGAUCAAAAAGGAAUUUAAGGGCGUAAGUUUUAUAUUGUUACUGCAAAAAUCUCAUCAAGUAGUAAUACCAUACAUAUUGUUACGUGAAAUGGUUAAUUUAUACAUUAAUAUAAAACAAACAUUAUGUCAGCAUGCAAAGCUCUUGUUGUGUGCUUAAUUGACAUUGUUUAUUUUCAACAUAUAUAAAAACUGCUUUGAAUGGUGUGAUAAGCAAGAUUGUUGCAGUGUUAUUGAGGGUUUUUUUUUUUUUUUUUUCAAAAUGUUUAUCAUUUAAAUACCUUUUUUGGAAGAGUUUCUGGCCCUUGUUUGUAAAGUCUGAAAUCAAGAUUCACGAAUGAUUUUUCUAGACUACAUCAUAAAAUGCAUGUUACAACUUUUAAGAAUAAACAAUGCACUUGUGGAAGUAGUUGGACACGUCUUUGAAAAUUCAAAAUUUGAUUGACUUGGAUAAAGAUAUUUUUCACUAUCCCUUUUAAUUGUUGUGCCAUCUUGUAAACUUAAUCUGUCAGGUUAUUAAAUUAUUAUUUAAUUUUUUUGUGGAAUUUCCAGUAAGCCUUAAACAGAGUAGUUGGUGUCCUGAUACCCUGAUACCUGCUGUUUUUUUUUUUCCAAGUACUAUAUUGAACCAUUAGAUGACCUGCCUGUUUCAUUAAUUUUUUUUAUUAAAUAUAGGCUCAGUAGCUGAAGUUCGUUUGGAUCACCGAGAUAAUGAUAGAGUAUCUUGGUGUUCAGAGUCAAAAAGGAGUACUGUGCUGUUUCAGUUUUGUUUUGUGUGUAUAUGAAGAUAGGCUGAUAGGAAACAACUAAAUAUUAAAUUAGUCUACCAUAAAUUAUUUGAAUACAUAAUAGUCAAUACAUACCUUGUUGUGGUGGUGAUUGCAGAGGGUAGCAGUAGGGAGGAUUAUGUCUGCAAAGAUUUUUAACUUUAUAAACCCACUUUUAACUAUAUAAAAGCUACUUCUAGAAAUUGUUCACAUAAGUAAAAUUUGUAACUGACCUUUCAACUAUCCCUAUAAAAAUGUCCUAGUGUCCUGUGGCUGCACACGCACACACACACACAUCAGUUACACCAGUUCAAUUUGGUUAGAAAAAGUUAUCUGUUUUCAGUUACCACUCUUCAUUGACUGUUACCAUUUAUUUUAGGGAUAGAAGGGGAAGGAAUGAAGGAUAGCCUACAGAUUUGUAAUAUACUUCUGUUGCACCUGAGGGACAUUGGUGCCUAGUAGACUUAACUUAACUUCUUUUUAAUGCAGUCAAACUGUAGAUAUCUCUAAAUAUGAGAAAUAUAAUUUUCUGUAAGUAUUUGUUUACUCAGUGAACAUUGCAUUCAGAAUGUGAUUAUAGAAAUUCACCUUUUGAGCGUCAAGAAAAUAGGGUAAAACUGGGAAUAAUAACAUUAUUAUUUGCAUAGACAUGAACUUGAAACUUAGCUCAAAGUAAAAUUAAUUCACUUUCAUUUCAGUUUUUGUUUUUACAAGUCUUCACAUGCAGAGUAGGUUGGAAAAAAAAUACUGUAUACAUCUUCAAGACUUAUGAAUCCAUUGGUGUUUAAGAACCUUGGUCCAAAAUAAUAAAGUACUUUAAUAUAUGCUUAGUAUUGUGGAUGUAAAUACCCAGCUGUCAUAAAACCUUAUUUUCCAUAUUUCGAUUUAUUUUUUAAGGGCAUGGGGCAUUUUUCAUAUUCUCAAUAACAGUUGGCAUUAAUGGAAACAGGAUUUAAAGAUGCACUCAAAUUUUAAUAAUUCUCUUACCACAAAUAAUAUUGAAAAUACAAAAGGCAGUAUUAUAUAUUUUAGUUAUUGUUUAAUGUGUUUGAUGUUCAUUUUUAUCGGAAGAGAUUGUGAAACUCUGCUGAAAUUUAUAAUUGAUGAAGAAAAAGAUGAUUUCUCCGAAUGAAAGAUGAACAAAGAAGAUAAUGUUACUAAUGAGAAGAAUGGCAUCUUCAUAAAGAGAUCUUGAAACUGUGGUAAACUUCCUUUGUAAAUGCAAUUGGUGCUAGGAAGAAAAUGAAAAGUGAGGAUCUGAGUUUCCUUUAGUUGAAUAUUUUUGAUGUUCUUGCUUUUUUUCAGAUUAUUAUUUCAUUAUAGAUAAAUGAAAAAAUGGAAAAUUCUUCUUGCUGCUGGAAAGCCGAAGACAAUCUGUCUUUGUUUACUGUUCAUGAUUAUUCAGACUCAUAUGGGACUGCUUUCUCACCAUGUAAUACAAUUAGGUACGGAUGUGGAGUAUUACAACAUGAACACCUAAAUGCAGGAAGCAGCAAGAAAUACUUGAAUCUCUUGUUCACAGACUCCUUCAUAGCAGUUGCUGUGCGCACAUGUAGAUAAGGUUUAUAAAUCUCGCAAUCAUUCCACCCAGGACAGGGGUUUUUACAGUCAAGGAACAUAGUCACAUGCACUGAACACCUGUUGCUUUAGUUUCAGUUGAGGUGGGUGAGUAAUGAAGUAAAGCAGUUUUAAAGAUAAAGGAAUGGUAGAAAUGAUGGUGGUGUUUAGUAAAGGUUGUUGAAGACAGGCCUGAAUUCAGUGAGGGUAGACACCAGGCUCUUGUGUCAAAGUUAGGCUACUCAAAUGUUCAAAGUAUCAUAAUUUUUUUACAUAUAUAAUUCAGUACUUCAAGUGCCAUUUUUUUAAGUGUGCCAUAAGUCAUGUGUCCUGUGCUCUUUUAAGCGUGUUCUUGUAUCAGAAAAUGCCACUCUUUUUGUUAGAGUAUAAGAGGAAUAAAUGUAAUUGUAUGCAGUUUUUUAAGAGUUUUGCACUUAUUUCUGUAUAGUAUCUGGUAACCAAAAAUGUUUUUCAUGAGUGUUACCCUUAACUAAGUGCCUUGUAUUUUCUUUUGUAGUCAGACUAAAUUUGUUUAGUUCUGCAUAAUUAAUAAUGAUUUGUCUACGCCUGCUUUCCCUUAUGGGUAAAGUAAUGGCAUUAACAAACAAAAAAUAAUAAAAAACUCAAAACACUUCUGUCCAUCCAGUCAGCUCACAAAAUGUGCACUGCAAAUGAGAAAAAAAAAAUUGCACUCAAACACUUCAUCCAGAUCAGCCCAUACACUCAUUGGAGUACAUAUGGCCAUGAACCACUGGGGCAAAAUCAGUGUGGUGUGGUACGUAAAGAGCGAUGGGGUGUCACUAUUUAAACGGAUACACAGAUCAGAAAAGAUGGGGUUUUUAGAGACUUUUUGAAGCUGUCUGCAGAGAUGAGAGAAAGGUAAGGUUUUACAGACUACAGGGCCAAGAUGAGAGAGCAAGGUUUUUUCCUUUUCGUUUUGCUUUUUUGUGUUUUUCUUGUUUUGCUUUGUUUUAUUUUUUUUUUUUAAAGGGGAUUCAUAACUGUUAGAGAAUCAGAUGAAUAACAUAGAGACCUGGAAAGAGCAUAGAAUAUUUUUAAGAUACAAAAGAUUGGUUUCAUUGAUUUUGACAUUUCAACACAAUUGUGCAAUUCGUUGAUGCGAACACAAUAUCUCCACAUUUUUUUUCUCGUGCAUAUUAUAAAGUAAUUGUAUAUUUAAUAUGUGAGCAUCUGGGUAUAAUCACUUGUACACAAACACUAUAGACUCAGCAGUCAUACACUUCAAAUGAGCAGGUAUACAGGUCAGUACAAGCACUCACAUGCAAAUACAUACAAUUAUGCAUACGCAAAGAUCAACAGCAAUUUUUCAUGGUUAUUCUGGAGACGCAUGGUCUUUCCAGAAAUUCUUUAUCACACAUUUGUAUGGACACUACAAUUUGUGCAAUUUUGGAACUCAGAUUUUGCUGAUUGAAUUUUGGUUAUUUACUUAUGAAAAGUCACAAAUCACCAGGUAUUUGCACCUAUUUUUAUAUAUUAAAAAAAUGCUACAAAUAUUUUGAAAGUUUCAUCAGAUGUUAAUUUGCUGGUGCUAGAUUUUGAGAACAUUUAAUUAUGACAAUUUGUUUUUUUAAAGAUAAGCUCACUUUCCAGACUAUGUACAGACACUGUUUGGCACAUUGAUAAAAAUCUAGUACUGGAUGUAUACAUUGUUUAACUGCUUGUUGAAAACUACUUUCUAAUCUUUGUUUGGAGUCCAUGAAUGCAUUCAGAUCGGAAAAUCUCUUUCUUGGGGGGGGGGGGGGGGAGUGCUUCUAUGAAGCUGCCAUGAUAGAAGAUCAAAAACUACCAUUUCUACAAAAAUGUUUGUAAAUUGGAUCUGGAUCUUCAUGAUAAUGAGCAAGAUCGUAGACUGAAUAACUGAAUGGUAACAAAGAGGCUUUCAAUGAAGAGACAGAUUUUUUUUUUCAGUCAGCUUGCCUUUUGCUUUGCUGUAUUUUAAGUUGCCAAUUCUUUGUACAUGCAUACUUUGACACAGGAGAGUAAAAGGGGAGGUGGGGAGAAAGAAUGAGAAUUUGUUUUAAUAUAUAAAUUCUCAAUAUUUCAUGGGAAUUUGUUUAUGAUGUUUCUAGAAUUAAGAUCAUCCCCUUUAGCAUCCAAGGCAUUGCUACUGUCAGGGUGAGCGGCACAGGAACUGUGUUUUAAUUGAAGCAUAAGGAAAACAUUAAUUUUUUUUCACUUUAAGUUUUUUGUUAUUUGUCAUAAUUUGUGAAUUCUUGUCUUGUCACAAAUAUAUCGGUCAUUUACUGUCACUGUAGAUAGGAAGAGGUCACAUCUUGACAUUUUUUCUCUCUCCUUCCCUCUAUGAAGCCUGAAGCCCUUUCAUAACUCCAACUCCCAUCACACCUAAUGUCGACCUAAUUCAUCGGUCUUGAAUCACAAAUGUGCAGCAGGUUUUAAUAAAAAAAUGAUCUGGGUUACAAGAUAAUGCCAAAAUCUUCCUCCUUCAGAUCUGAUUCUCUCUUUGGUUCCUAUUCUCUUUGGUUUCCUUUCUCUUUCUCCCUCCCUGAUCCCUGCUCUCUUCCCUCGUUCAUAUCAAAAAUAUUAUGAUGUUACCAAAUCAAUCAUUAUUUUCUUGACAAUGUUACAUUUUUGCUUACAAGACAUUUUUUCCAAGUGCUUGUCACUCGCGAUAAUAAAACUUGGGGUUUUCGCACAAGC